This is a messenger RNA of Spirodela intermedia, 1574 nucleotides long. The record is from the annotation of a GenBank genome assembly. Lineage: Eukaryota; Viridiplantae; Streptophyta; Magnoliopsida; Alismatales; Araceae.
AUGGAGGGGGAGAGCGCUGCAAAGGAACAUGAGGUGGCCGGAAUACUAAUCAAGCUCCGGCGGUUCAUUUGGGAGGCGGAUCGAGGGACUCCCUGCACCCACAGCCUCCGGUGGGGCGCCCGGAGAAGGAGAUCUGCCGGCGGCGACGACCCCCACGCUUCCCGGCAGGCUUCAUCUCCUCCCGCGGCUCCUCCUCCUCCUUCUCGUCCUCCCGAGCCACUCAGUAAGCGACGACGGAGAGAUGCCUCGAAGGCCAGAGCCGCCGGAGAUUCCGAAUCUCCGGCAAAACCGCCGCCCGUCUGUGUGCCUCCUCCGGCGGCCUCCAAUCGGAAACAGCCGCCCGCCGCCGCGCCGGAGACCUCGAGCCCGGAGACGCCGCUGGACUUCUGCCCCAGCGGGGAGGAGCAGCCCGAAGCCAAGGCAAAGACCCGCCCCUCCGCCGCCGCCGGCGGAGCCCCGCGCCUGAAGAAGCCGAGGAUUAAGCACGGGGAGGUAGCUAUCAGAUGCGGCGCCCCCAACCUUGUCUCCUCCCUCCACCCGGUCUUCUGAUGGAGUUCCCUUUCUUCCUUUUUUUUUUUUCCCCCAGUUGCUCUCCAACCAGGUGGAGGUGUCGAACCGCACCAGAAGAGAGCUCGAGAAGGUGGGCUCUUCUCUUUCUUUUAUUUAUUUUUCCAUAUUCUUGGGAUUUUCCUCCUGCUUUCUUGGAUUUGUAUGCUCCGUUGAUUUCUCGUCGGGAAAUCUGUUUUCCUUUUUCUGAUCUUCUUCCUCCGCAAAAUCAGGAGGCCGCAGAGGUGAGGAACCGGCUGGAGGCUCUGAAAGAGAGGAAUUCCAUGUUAAAGGAGCUGAGAUUAAAGGUACAUUGCCUGCUUUCAUGAGUGAUUUUAUGUGGAGAGCGGUGUUACUGUUGCGAUCUGCUCUAUUCUACGCCAUUAAUGCGCUCCUUCAAUGUCCUUCCUCCCUCAGAGCUAAUUAUUUCCUUGUUUAUUGUUCCACCCUUUGAUCGAUUCGAUUUUGUUUCCCCAUUUGUUGAUUGAUGCGCGCAGCUGGAGAAGGAAACCAGCCAACAGCGACAGAGAUCGCCGGAGCAGGAGCAUCGGGAGAGCUGCUCGGAUCUGCUUCCGCCUGCCCCCGUUCUCUCCGCCGCAGCAGCGGCGGCGCCGCCCGUCGAGGAAGACAUCCAGGUCCAAGCUCCGGUCCCGCCGCCGCAGCCGCCGCAGGUCUAUCAGCAGCCAUGGCCCCAGCACUGGGUGAACAACCACGUCGUCCUCCACCGAUCGGCGGCAGGCGGCCACCAUUGGAGCUGGAUGGCCUCCCCGAUGUGGAAAUUGGACGGCGACAAAGAUGCUUCCCCUGCGAGCAAUCUGCCGGACCUGAACUCCGUCGCCGAUAAGGAUUCCGGCGAGGAGUUCCCUCCUCAACACCCUCAGGGCAACUACCACCAUCACCAUCAUCAGCAGCACCAAGAGCAUCACCAGCAGGGGCAGAGGAGGGGCUCGCUGGAGGAGCAGAGGGCAGCGAGGAAGAAGCGGAUCGAAAUGAUCCACACAAGGAGGAGGAUUGCCGCCAUGAGAUGA